Messenger RNA from [Candida] anglica, 2775 nucleotides. The record is from the annotation of a GenBank genome assembly. NCBI's taxonomy places the organism in Eukaryota, Fungi, Ascomycota, Pichiomycetes, Serinales, Debaryomycetaceae.
AUGACAACGAAAGAAGGUAGUCGUCCUGACAUUUCCAGCAUUAAAAGUGGUGCUUCGCGGUUUGAACCUGAGGAUCACGAGGUUGAUCUUGCAGCCAUGAUUUCGCAGACAAUUGCAAUUGGAGAUGUUGGAAUUAGUUUAUCUUCGGAACAAAAAUAUUAUAUUUUAAGAAGACUCAACUAUGAUUCAUUGGUGUCUUAUGAAGACUUAUCAACUGAAGCUACCUUCAUGAUCGAGAAAGUUGAAAACUUGAAAGUUCCAGAAGCACUCGAGAUAUUAAAAGAAACUUUAAGAGAUUACAGUGAUGAUUUUAAUUUUCCAACUAACGAUUUGGAUUUGAUUCAGAAGUUGGUUCAGCUUGCACCUUCCCACGAUGGUAACGACAUUAAAUUCAAGUUGAACAAAGACUUAUCUGAAGACUAUAAAGAUCAAAAGCAAAUGCUGCUGAAGGAAGAGAUUAACGUCGAAAUUCUUGCUGAUUCUGAUUCUUUUGAAGGACAUGUUCCGAACUACUAUGAUGUUACCGACUGGAACUUACAAGUAAGACUCGAGGCUGCCUUACAAGCAUACCAUUCACCAUAUCCUGAGGUUCGAGCAAUUUCAGAUCCCUUUGACGACCCUAGUAUUCCUUGUGAAACACUUAGAGCUUAUGUCAUAGGUUUAAUUUGGGUUGCCAUAGGAGUUUUUAUCAACAUGUUUUUCAGUCAAAGACAACCUCCAAUCAGUCUAUCAACACCCGUGGUUCAGCUUUUCCUUUAUCCAAGUGGUAAAUUAUGGGAAUACGCCAUACCAGACUUCAAAAUCAAAAUCACUAAGAAUUAUUCUUUCCGAUUAAACCCUGGACCAUGGACAUAUAAGGAACAAAUGUUUGCAACAAUUAUGUUUUCUGUUUCUGCAGUGAAUGCAUAUAUUCUGUAUAACGUUUACACCCAAAGGGUUGCGGUUUUUUAUGAUAACAAGUGGACUACCAUGGGAUAUCAAAGUUUGUUGGUAUUAUCAACAAAUUUCUUGGGUUUUGGGUUUGCAGGAAUUUUGCGUAGAUUUGCAGUUUAUCCAGUGAAGGCGAUUUGGCCAGCAAUUUUACCAACACUUGCCUUAAACCGGGCAUUACUUCAGCCCGAAAGAAAGGAAAAUAUUAAUGGAUGGAAAAUCUCAAGAUACAACUUUUUCUUCCUUGUAACUGGUGCUUCUUUCCUUUACUUUUGGCUUCCUGACUAUCUUUUCCAGGCCCUUUCAACCUUUAAUUGGAUGACCUGGAUUGCUCCUGAUAACUUCAAUCUUGCCAUGAUUACUGGUUCUGUAACUGGAUUGGGUGUUAACCCUAUUCCUUCUUUUGAUUGGAAUGUUUUGUCAUUCAACGCUCCAUUAAUCGUUCCAUUUUACACACAAGUAAAUCAGUUUAUUGGUAUGGUAAUUGCUUUCUUUGUUAUUCUUGGAGUCUGGAUGAGUAAUAACAAAUGGUCUGGAUAUAUUCCUGUCAAUUCUAAUUCUAUUUUCAACAAUUUGGGUGGCCGAUAUUCAGUUGGAAAAGUUUUGAAUGAAAAUGGACUUCUUGAUGAAGCAAAAUAUGCAAAAUAUGGACCUCCAUACUAUUCGGCUGCAAAUUUGGUAGUUUAUGGUGCCUUUUUCGCACUUUAUCCAUUUUCGGUGUUUUACGAAAGUAUAACCAGAUGGUCAGCAAUCAAGGAUGCAUCGAUUGGUGUUUUUAAAACAUUCAGAUACAUUCAUAGGUCAGGUUUAGAAGGUGUUAAUGACCCACAUUCGAGAAUGAUGACCCGGUAUAAAGAAGUUCCAGAAUGGUGUUUCUUAAUUAUUUUGGUCAUUUCAACGGUAUUUGCAAUUGUAUGUGUUAAGGUAUAUCCAGGUACAGAAACCCCAGUUUGGGCGAUUUUUUUUGCAAUUGGAAUCAAUUUUGUGUUUUUAAUUCCUUUAACUGCCUUGGUCAGUUCUACUGGUUGGGGGUUUGGAAUGAAUGUUUUAGUCGAGUUAAUCGUUGGUUACGCCAUUCCUGGUAAUUCCCAAGCUUUAAUGUUCAUCAAAGCCCUUGGAUAUAAUAUUGAUGGUCAAGCACAAAAUUAUAUUUCCGAUCAAAAGAUGGCACAUUACGCCAAAGUCCCAGCAAGAGCGAUUUUCAGAGGUCAAUUACUUUCUGUCAUUUUGAAUUCAUUCAUAGGAAUAGGUGUGAUGAAUUGGCAGAUAAAUUCUAUGCCAGAUAUCUGUACUCCUGAGAAUAGUUUGAAGUUUACAUGUCCAGGAGCCACCACUUACUUUUCUGCUUCGGUUUUAUGGGGUACUAUUGGACCAAAGAGAGUUUUUGGAGGUUUGUAUCCUGUAAUGCAAUAUUGUUUUUUGAUUGGAUUCUUAAUGGUUCCAGUUGCACUUGCUUUCAAAUGGUACGCACCAAAGAAGUAUACAAAACAUUUUCAACCAUCUAUUUUUAUAGGUGGGUUUUUGAAUUGGGCUCCUUAUAAUUUCUCUUACUUUAUUGGAAGUAUGUACUUGUCAAUUGCUUUCAUGUAUUACAUCAAGAAACAUUAUUUGACAUGGUGGGAAAAGUAUAAUUUUGUUCUCUCGGGUGCAUUAACUGCCGGGGUUGCUUUUAGUAGUAUUAUCAUUUUCUUCGCUGUGCAGUAUCAUGAUAAAUCAAUUUCGUGGUGGGGUAACAACGUUCCAUAUAUGGGGAUCGAUGGUGGAAAUGGCCAACAAGCUAGACUUAAUGUUACCGAAUCAGCUCCAGACGGAUAUUUUGGUUUGAGAAUUGGUCAUUUCCCUUAG